Uloborus diversus is the source of this 2506-nucleotide messenger RNA. Its product is annotated as LIRP-like. The transcript has 4 exons. The coding region runs from base 147 to 641 and encodes 164 amino acids. Gene Ontology annotation, molecular function: hormone activity. NCBI's taxonomy places the organism in Eukaryota, Metazoa, Arthropoda, Arachnida, Araneae, Uloboridae. The record is from RefSeq and is a predicted model, not a curated record. Gene Ontology annotation, cellular component: extracellular region.
GCGGCAACAUAAUCCAUUAUUUAUAUUGGAACAAAGCAUGAUUAGUUGGAACAUGAAAACAGUUUGCUUGUUGUGGUACUUUUUGAAAAUGUAUAUUGGAAUAAAAUGAAAGUCUCCCGCAUUGCAGUGGUUUGUGGCCUAUAUAUAUGGUCAUCGUCUUGGAAUUUCGCAUUCCAGAUUUCCUGCAUCUGACAGACACGGAAGAGUCUAUCCGUUCCCUUUCUGACACACAGAAGAUGCUGAAAAUCAUUCCUUUAACUCUGGCGGUCUCUUUCCUCGCAUUGGGCCCGAGCAUGGGAGAAGCGGCAAGUUUUGCCACCAACCUGGAAAAGCGAGGAGACAUCCGUUUAUGCGGCAGUAUGCUGGUGGAGACGUUGAACGUGCUCUGCGGCGGACAGUAUUUCGAUCCCAACGAGGGUAACUCGGUACGCCUGAACAAAAGAAAGGAUUCCAGCAGUUGGAAUGAUUAUCGUAAACCUGGAGAAAAUUACCCAAGAUGGUUUGCUCUUCUGUUGUCUUCCUCCAGUUACAACAAGAUGUCAGGCUCCCAACUGUCCAACCGAUACCAACGAGGCGUUGUUGAUGAGUGCUGCCGCAAGUCUUGCACUCCCUCCGUGCUAUUGUCGUAUUGCCGACUCUGAGGCGGACGGCGCCAAAGAUCAAGAUGAGGCAAGGUGCGAGGAAAGGAAGUAUUUUUGUGUGUUAGAAUCGUCAGAUGAGUAACUGAAGUUGUGCCAUGAAAAUUGCAUUCUUUUGUUUUGUGUAUUACUGUCCACAAUUACAUGGUUUCAGUAAUGAAGUUUGAUUUAAGUUCGGUGAUUUGUUUUUACUUCACUUACUUUGGAGCAAUUUCAUUUUAGUAGAGGUAUCAAUUGCUGUUGCACAAAACACCCUACAGACGCUGCGAAUAUGUUUGUUCCUUGUAACUGUUGAUCGUCCGUACCAUGCUAAACUAACGAAUGUGAAAAAUUGCGAAUCGCGCUUUUUCAAGUUUGAUGGUUAGCUGUAGUACUCAAAAAAAAAAAAUUCCUACUGGUUACAACUAUUUUAAUCAAUAGUUUUACUCUUAAAGUUAUCUAUAAAAAUUAAAACAUUGAAAAUAAUUAAACGCUUCAAAAAAAAUAUUGCUUUGGCUCUCCUGAAAAGCGCCAAUUUUCACAUUCGUUAGUUUAGCAUGGUGCCGACGAUAUGAUCUCGAAGUUUGUUGCACUCUCAGCUUCAACGAGAUGAUAUCUGCCUCCAACUCGGGUAUCCCCUGUUCCCGACUGAUGAGUUCACAUUAAGGACGAAACUACAGUCUCUGGAAGGGAUAACGCUAUUUCUGUAUGUUACCGGCAAAGUAUGAAACGCCGAUAUUCUAUAGAAUGCUUAAGCAUUGUGUACAUUGCCGAACGUUUUUAGUCAAAAUAUGAAGCAUAAGAAUUGUUACAUUAUAACAAUCCCAGGGCAUUGCAUAUAAUACCUAGAUAUUCUACAGAAUGAAAUACUAUUCAAACAAAGUACGAUAAAAACGUCAGUAUCGCCACAUACGGGCGAGUAUAAGAACAUUUCAUACGCUAACAGCGAAGUUUGAAAUCCAGCGUUCUAUAUUAUGCCUAGGCAUUGUAUAUAAUUUCUAAGACUAGCUUAAACACAGCAAAAAAAAAAACACUUUUUUGUUCAGCAAAUUUAAGCAAAGUUUACCCUCCUGAAUAAACUACUAAGUACAACUGCGAAAUUCUGAACCUGACGCACACGUGUUAAAAGUCCCUUGUUUUGUCACGUGUUAUUCUAAACAAAUCGGAGAUACUUUGCGGAAAUACUUUUCUAAUGAGAUACGACCGUCCAAAUAUGCAAGAUAAGGAUAUAACAUAUUUUAAAUCUUUGUAGGAGGGUUUGUACAGCAGUUGAUACGUUUGCUUCCUCACAAUUGCAAUUAUAAUUGUUGCUAAAAAAAAUACACUCACUUCUAGUAUCUAUUUCGUUGUUUCAAUUUCCGAUUUUUUGCGGUUAGGUGGUUUAUUCAAAUCAUCACUGAAUUUGGUCAAAAUUAAACUUUUUCAUUAUUUGUAUUAACAAGUUGGUUAAAAAUUGCUAGAAUAAAGUAAUACAUUUUAAAUUAUAAAUUGUUACACAUUUAAAAGAAACUGGUCCAGUAAGAAGUAAAAUGCUUCGCCUUGUGUAGGACAUUUUCAACUAUGAAACAGAAUUAUUGAGCCCAAAAUUGCACACAAAAAUAUUGCACUUUUUGGAGUACAAAGAACUCUUUUUCUUUAUAGAAAAUGUUUUCGACCUGGCAUUUUUUUUUUUUUUUUUUGCAAUAAAAAGGUUUCUGGCAUACCGAAACACAUUAAAGCAAAAUUUUUUCAACUAGGGCUUGCACAACAUUGCUUUAUCCCUUAAAAUCUUACAGAUCCUCUAUCAACAAACAGGUUUAUCAAAAAUAUAAAAAUAGGAAAAUUGGAAAAAAAAGCCUUACUUUAAAAAAAAUUAUUAAUGUAAUUUUUUAUAUUGUGUUUCUCAGCAG